UACUCUUCCUCCAACCCAAGCACCAGAUUCCUCGCCUCCGUCUCCGAGCGACAACAACCAGCGAGCAAUCAAGCCACUCCUGGUAGUAUAGAUCGACCCAUCAGCAGGCGAAGAGGGUACGAUGGCUCGGCAGCAAGGUGUCGUGGCGCUUCCGUUGUUGUUGGCGGCGGUGCUUCUCGCCGGCUGCCUGCCGAGUCCAGCCGCCGCGGGGGUGCUCCUGUCCACGCUGACCAGGGCGCUCGCCGUCACCGCCUCCCCCAGUCCCGGCCAAGUUCUGCACGCCGGCGAGGACACGAUCAAGGUGACCUGGUCCCUGAACACGACGGAGCCGGCCGGCAACGACGCCGCCUACAAGAACGUCAAGGUGAACCUGUGUUACGCGCCGGUGAGCCAGAAGGACCGCGGGUGGCGCAAGUCCAACGACGACCUGAGCAAGGACAAGGCGUGCCAGUUCAAGGUCACACAGCAGGCGUACACCGCCGGCGCCGCCGGCAGCUUCGAAUACCUCCUCGCCCGCGACAUCCCCACGGGUUCCUACUACGUUCGCGCCUACGCGCUGGACGCGUCGGGGACGCAGGUGGCCUACGGACAGACAGGCCCCGCCGCCGCCUUCGACAUCGCCGGCAUCACGGGCAUCCACACGUCCAUCAAGGUCGCCGCCGGCGUGUUCUCCGCGUUCUCCGUGGUCUCGCUCGCAUUCUUCUUCGUCAUUGAGAGCCGCAAGAAGAACAAUUAGAGGACGGACGCGCCAGGUUGUCCGCGCAUGUGUGUCACUUCUCCCGGUGUUACAUGUGACGGAGCCAUGACACCCACUGCACGAAAAUAUUAGGUGUGCCUAUGACACUAUAUGUACUGGUAUUUGUGAAUUUUCACUCAACAGAAAACUCAGCUAUAACAACAUCUGAGAUUUUUUUUGGUUCUGUGACACCAAAAACCCCCUUAGCUCCGCCUAUGAUUACAUACUACUGAAAAUUGUAGCCGUAAUUGUCAGAGUUGCAUCCAUUGAUGGAUACAUACAUGGCUGUAACCAUUUUGAUGUGUGCACUUUUUUCCUUGUCGUGUCCGUGAAAAAUAUGAAAUAAUUCGUUUACGAUAAA
Phragmites australis (common reed) is the source of this 1097-nucleotide messenger RNA. RefSeq names its product high-affinity nitrate transporter-activating protein 2.1-like. Bases 122 to 736 code for a protein of 204 amino acids. Gene Ontology annotation, biological process: response to nitrate; nitrate transmembrane transport. The transcript is spliced from 2 exons. The record is from RefSeq and is a predicted model, not a curated record. Gene Ontology annotation, cellular component: plasma membrane. NCBI's taxonomy places the organism in Eukaryota, Viridiplantae, Streptophyta, Magnoliopsida, Poales, Poaceae. Gene Ontology annotation, molecular function: nitrate transmembrane transporter activity.